AUGGUCGUUCGCGCCAGAAGGCUCACGGCACUGGCUCGGCUGGCAGCUGUCGCUGCCAGUGUAUGCUUGGUGUGCAUAGGAAGCAUCACUUUCGUCGGCUCUUGCCCAUGGAGUCGUGGAAUGUCGUCUGUGACUCGCUUAUCUGCGCACCGCCGGCCUUAUGACGCACAGUCCGAUGAGCACUUAGCUCCCAACCUGGAACUCAUCCGCGGAGCAGCGGCGACUGGACUGGCAAUCCUCCUGGGUUUAUUUGCCGCGCUGUCGCCAGCGUCGGCCGAGAGCAAACGGGUGGUGGGCGAGAUUCCUGCAUCCGGAUUCAUUUUCAAGGACACUAUCAACGUGGAAGCUUUUGAGGAUCCGAAAGUUUCUGGUGUCUCGCUGUACAUCUCCGACUUCUCUCGAUCCAUGGCCGAUCGGGUUAGCAAAGGCGACUUCUUUUCGGACCCGGGGGCUGCAGGCCUGACCUGCGCCAGGAACGGACCUGUAAUGAUCUCCCCAGAUCUAAAGCCGAGCAAGGAGGGAGAGGACGUCUUCACGGAAUCACGUGCCAUCCUCUUCAAGACGUUGAAGGUGAAGCGUAUUUAUGAUGCAGACGCAAAGAACAUCCUCUACGUGGCCUUCACAGAAAGGAUGGACAACAAUAACGACAGCAACAAGAGUCGCUUCAAGAGUCAAGUCGUUGCAGUCCAUGUUGAUGGAGUGAGGGACAAGGCGUAG
This is a messenger RNA of Symbiodinium sp. CCMP2456, 717 nucleotides long. The record is from the annotation of a GenBank genome assembly. Lineage: Eukaryota; Dinophyceae; Suessiales; Symbiodiniaceae.